UAAUAAAGAACACUGCAGAAAAGAGUACAUGGAUAGUUGGAAAGUGAAACUGGAAGAGAAGUUCUUCAGAAGUUGCGUUUUGGAGGCAUGGGAACAGGUGCGCAUGUCAGAUUUGAAUCAGGAAUGGCUCUUAAAAUGAAUGAAAUUGCAAAUUUUCCAAGCAAUUUUUAAAUUUUCGAGAAAGUUUAGCACGCAAGCUAAUAAUGGCAGACAACAAAUCCUUGUGGCAACAGCUGUGGAAUCAUACAAAAUUGUCACAUAAAAUUACAUAGAGAACAAUAACAAAGAUUAUAUAUUUAUAAGUGUCUCAACAUCGAAUAGUGUCUAAUAACUAGCCACCGAAAGUGCGUACAAUAAGAUCCUUUUGCGAAACUUUGUGUACAAAAGCGAUAGCACUACCAACUUCCCGUUGUGCACCAGUUAUUAUCAGAUUUAAAAGUAAAUAACUGCACAAGAUUUCACAAGCUUCUCCAUUGUUGUACUUAAAGUUGCAGUCUAUUGCACAGCUUGUUGAACACGUGACACAGCGCCGCGCAGGUGAGUCAAUUGUUUUGGCUUCCAAGCUAUACGCCGAUUAUGUGUUGCGAUUUUAUGGGUGCUACAAAGUGAUGAAUGCACAACUAGGGCAACAACAACACAAUAUAGCACACGCAAGUCUUGUAACUGAGACUAUAGCCGCCGUUAUGGCGCCCAUUCUGGAUAGAGGCAAUGCAACUGCGCGUUAUGUCACCGAUGGUACAGCCACAACAGCCACAGUUCCUACCAUUUGGAGCAGUGAAGGUGGCGGUGGUGGUGGCGGCAGUGGCAGUGGAAGCGAUGCUUACAAUGGCCUUGGCAUGGCAAUGAUAGCCACAGUCGACAAUACCGAUGAUUCCAAUGACACCCAGUUAUACGAUCACAAUUCGAGCUAUUACUAUGAUUAUCCGCCUCCAUGUCAAUCAAUGGAUUUCAAUACAAAUAUGACAUAUUGGAAUGUAACUUGUGAUAACCCCUUGGAGUAUGGCAUGCCUUUAUAUGGUUAUUGUAUGCCUUUUCUAUUGGUUAUUACCGUUGCUGCGAAUUCUUUGAUAGUGGUGGUAUUGAGCAAAAAACACUUGGCGACGCCGACAAAUUACGUAUUAAUGGCCAUGGCAAUAUGCGAUAUGCUGACGGUGAUGUUUCCGGCGCCAGGACUAUGGUACAUGUACACAUUCGGCAAUCAUUACAAGCCACUGCAUCCGGUGUCGAUGUGUUUGGCAUAUACCAUAUUUAACGAGAUUAUGCCAGCUGUAUGUCACACGGCGUCCAUUUGGCUGACCUUGGCGUUGGCUGUGCAAAGAUACAUCUAUGUUUGCCACGCUCCCAUGGCGCGUACCUGGUGCACAAUGCCGCGUGUCAAGCGCUCAACGAUGUACAUCGCUUUGGUCGCCUUUAUGCAUCAGUUAUCCCGCUUCUUUGAUCGCGCCUAUUUCCCGAUACACAUCGAAUGGAAUGGCCACACAACGGAGGUGUGCCAUGUGGAAACUUCGGAUUGGGUACAUAGAUAUUUGAGCGAAGAUUUAUAUUUCUCGAUGUAUUUCCUAUUCCGUGUGAUUUUCGUGCAUGCCGUACCGUGCAUUUUACUCGUCACUCUAAAUGUACUACUCUGGUGGGCAAUGAAACAGGCAAGGGAUCGACGUAAGGCGCUCUUUCGCGAUAAUUAUAAAACUGAAAGCAGAAAAGUACGUGACAGCAAUUGCACCACUUACAUGUUGAUUACGGUGGUAUCUGUGUUUCUGGCUGUUGAAAUACCUAUCGCUAUAGUGACAUCAUUGCAUAUCGCCUCCUCGUUAUUUGGCGAAUUUCUUGACUAUCGCAUAGCAAAUAUCUGGAUAAUGUUUACGAAUUUCUUUUUGGUGGUUAGCUAUCCGAUCAAUUUUGGCAUCUACUGUGGCAUGUCGCGACAGUUUCGUGAAACAUUCAAAGAUAUAUUUAUACCACGGUUUCUUAUCAAAAAGGAUACUUCCUCCAAGUACUCAAUGGUUAAUGGACCACGUUCAUGCACCAGCACCAAUGAGACUGUCCUCUAGUAAAUGGUAAUGUGGGUGCCGUUUCGUGGUGCUGGCGCAGGCGGUAAGAAGUGGCGAAACGGUGCUAUGGCAACAAAGGUGGCGCGACAAUCGCGACGAAAAAGCGAAUAUAAAACGAAUGUUGAUAUUAUAGCCGAGGAGUCGAUAGUGGUGAUGGCCGCAGUGGAGGAGGGCAAGAACGAAGUUAGAGUGUUGAAUGAAGAGAGCGAGAGUGGGAAAGGUUUAGUGUAAGUGAGGGUAGAGUAGUUUUUGGGAGUAUGUAAAGUUAUUGAGAGUAUAUAAUAUUAUAAUUUUGCAUACAAGCAAUUUGAAGUUACACAUUGGGUGUUUAAAUUAGGCUUAACAAUUUUUAAACUUUUUUUAUUCUUUAAUCUUUUAUUUAUUUAUAAUUUUGUGUAAUGUUACCAAUAAAACUACGUAUGUGCCAUCGAAUGCUAAAACGUACAACUAUGUUGCUAGCAAUUUGCUUAAUUUUUUAGAGAUGAUUUUGGAUUUUACCUAGAAUAAGCAGGAUCGGCAUAACCCGCACCACCAAAUAUUUGGCAAAUUCGAUUUAAAUAAACUUUCGUAAUAUUUUUAAUAUCACUGUACGGCUGCCGGCUGGGGAAUUGAUGAAACUAAGAUUUUCUGAAAGCCUGGGAGGUAUGAAGGAACUAAAUUUCUCAGUGUUCGCAGUAUGGCGAUUCUAAGCUUUUUUCAAUUUGAUGCUGCUGGUCGCGGAAGAAAGUGUUUAAAGAAAUUAAAAUUUAUUCAAAUGCAAAUAUUUUUACUAAAAAUGGUUUUUCUACGAGUUCUCGAGUACGAGGAAUCUGAAGGAGGAAUUUAUUAUUACUAGAAAUGGUUGAUAGAGUGCGCUUUAACACAAGAAAACAAGAAAAGUUCCAUAUUUUAGCAUUUUUUCCAGAAGAAGGCUAUCAAAUCAUAUGGCAAAUACCUCCAGACCUCAAGGAAAACUUAAUUUCAUCAAUUCUUAAGAAAAAUCAAAAAUGCGCUACUGUAUAUGUAUUAUGCUCAAUAUUUUAAAUAGGCUAAAUGUGAAUAUAUUCACCGCCUAUGGCAAUAAUGACCUUACGAAAUCCAGUCGCACUUUUAGUAGAUUUCUGAGCGUUUUCAUGCAGUUUUCAUGCAAUUUCCCUGUAAACUACUCUAAACCAAAUGCUAACUCCAGUCUACAAGAAAUAAUCAUAACCUGAUCAAAUCAGGGUCUCUACUCUUUACCUUCGUUUAUAUUUCUGUAUAAUUUUUUAGGAACUCUCAAAGAUUUUGUAAAUAGACAUUUUUCAUUUAAUUCAAUUUCCAUUUUCUAAUGUUCUGAAUUGAAUUAGCAUAAAAAAAAUGUCAAACUUUUUGAUGCCAUAUUUUAAAGCUUAAGCAGAAACCCUUGUGUCAUAGCUCGAAUAUCCUUGCCACAAUGAAUAUCAUGCACUGGCUGCAUACAUAAUUAAUUUUUAGUUCCAUAUUCUUGUAAUAGAUUCACUUUUCAAAUACUGAAAAAAUCCGUUGUAAAAAAAAAAAAAAAAAUUUAUACUCUUGCGAUGAUUUUUUGAUACAAACUUUCAUUUUCCAAAAACACUUUCCUCGCAAUUUAGCCAAAUAAUAAUAUAUUUUCUGUGCUUUUAAGCUAAGUGGCAUCUCCUAACGCAGAUUUGUUCUGGUUGAGCAGUGGUAAAUAAACAAAAAAGCCCCAUUGACCACGUAUGCGAGCGCUUAUGAGCUUAUAAAUAUAAUACAAAAAAAACUAUUUACACAAACAAAAGUUUUAUAAUAAAUAAUCACUAAUAUUAUCUAGUCCCUACACGAAAGAAGUAAAUUUUUAUGGCUUUACUGUAUUAGGAAUCUUAAAUGCUGUCAGAUAAAUGAAAAACCUAAAACAGACGUUGCUAAAGCAGCUAAAAUAUCUUAUGUGUAUAAUUAUUUUGUUCAUUCAUAUGUGGCCACCCUGUUCGUGAAUAUUUUUAGUUUAACACUUCCCUGAAUUGAGAUUUUAUGAAUAUUAAUGUUGAAAUAUACUAUUUACUUACCCUAGUUAAAUCAUUUGAAUUAUUAUGGCAACUCUUUUAAAAAUAUUUCCGCAUUAAAGUGUAUUUAGAUACUUUCCGGUUGCUUGCAAGAUUUCAAAAAACUUACAUAUUUAAUGCAUUAACAUUUUCUGGUUAAUUGGCAAGUCGUUCCAAAAAUAUUCCAAAUUGUGGAGACCCUGCUUAAAAUAUUUGUGCAAUAUUUUUGCCAUAUGUAUCUGCAUCAUUUUAAUUGCUUGCAUAUGUUUAAUUAUUUAAAUUUUUUAGAUAGAUUGUUUAAAAAUAUGUGAAUUACUUUCAAAGCUUACACGCAAAAUCGUUAUGGGGUGCUUAAAUUGCAUAUUUAAAUAAUUUGAAUUUUAGGAUAUGUGGCAGCCGAGUGAAUAAAUAUUUUUGCAUUAAAGUCACUUAAGCACUUACAAUAUUGCAACAAUUAAAUCGGCUACAAUUUUUAAUUUAUUUUACUUUUUGGAUAGCUGGCAACCCUGCUCAAAACUAUAUCAAGAGUAAUGCAUUUGCAUGCAACUUUCGUUUGCUACCAAUACUUAAAUAUGACAUUUAAUUGCCAUAUUUUAUUAAUUUAAAUUAUUUGCGGCAACCCUGUUUAAAAAUAUUACUCUAUUAAAAUGCGUUUAAUUACUUCUGGCUUUGCAUACAAAUUUUGUUUGAUAUAAAUAUUGAAAUGUAUCACUUAAUUGCCAUAAUUUAUUAAUUUGAUUUAUUUUCGGCAGCCCUACUGGAAAAUAGUACUACAUUAAAAUGUGCUUAGUUACUUCUCGAUAUCUAGAUAUCAAUUUUUGUGAAUUGUAAAUAAACAUACAUAUUUAAUUAGUUUGAAUUUUAGACGGCUGGAAACCCUUUACAAAAAUAUACAAACUAAAGCAAUUUCACACAGUUUUCAUCUAAUACCAACACUUUAAUAUUCCAAUUAAUUAAUCUGAAUUAUUUGCGGCAACCCUGUUUAAAAAUAUUACUCCUUUAAAAUACUUUUAAUUACUUCUGGUUAGAUACCACUUUCUCAUCAUUUUAAUUACCUUACAUGCUCAGUUUAUCGUAUUUUUAGAUAGUUGGCAACCCUGUUCAUAACUAUAUCAAGAUUAAGUAUUUUCAUACAACUUUCGUUUGAUAUAAAUAUUGGAAUAUACCACUUAAUUAUCCUAUUUAAUUAAUAAUAUUUUCCGAACUAUUUGCGGCAACCCUGUUCAAAAAUAUUGCACCAUUAAAAUGCGCUUAGUUACUUCUGGCUAGAUACCAAUUUCUCAACAUUUUAAUUACCUCACAUGCUCAAUUUCCCUUAUUUUAUGGAUAGUACAUAUAUAUAGAAUAGUUGGCAACUCUGUUCAAAACUAUAUCAAGAUUAAGUAUUUUCAUAUAACUUUCGUUUGCUACCAAUACUUAAAUACACCACUUAAUUACCAUAUUAAGUUAAAUUAUUUGCGGCAACCCUGUUUACAAAUAUUACUGAAUUAAAAUGCUUUUAAUUAAUGCAGGUUAGUUACCAAUUUCUCAACAUUUUAACUACGUUACAUUCUCAAUUUAUCUUAUUUUUUUGGAUAGUUGGCAACCCUGCUCAAACCUAUAUCAAGAUUAAGUAUUUUCAUACAACUUUUGUUUAAUAUAAAUAUUGAAAUAUUCCACUUAAUUAGCAUAUUUCGAGCUAUUUGCGACAACCCUGUUUGAAAAUAUUAAUCAAUAAAAUGCUUUUAAUUACUUCUGGUUAGAUACCAAUUUCUCAACAUUUUACUUGCCUUAUAUGCUCAAUUUCUCUUAUUUUUUGGAUAGUUGGCAACCCUGCUCGAAACUAUACCACGAUUAAAUAUGUUCAUACAACUUUCGUUUGCUCCCAAUACUUAAAUAUACCACUUAAUUACCAUAUUAAUUAAUUAAUCUGCAUUAUUUGCGGCAACCCUGUUUACAAAUAUUACUACAUUAAUUAUUUCUUCCUGGAUUGACAUUUUUCCUCAUUUUUCCACAUUUACACGCAAUAUUACAUAUUUAACUAAUUUUAUUUUUUGGAUAGUUGGCAACUCUGCAUGAAAAUAUACUUGUACUAAAGUUUUCGGAAAGCCAGUUUAUUUUAUACUAGUAUUGUAUAUAAUUUUUUUUCUACGUUGACGAAAGAUCUUCCUCUUAGCCCUUACGAGACCACAUGUUGGGCUAUAUCUCUGAAAUCGGUUGGGAUAUCGAAAUUAAGACCCUGAAAGGCGAAUGCUGUAGAAUUUGUUUUCUCUAUUGUAGACAGUUGGGAAUAAUCUGCCAAGUUGUUAUGGAAUUUAGGUGGCAUGCUAACUUAGAAACCAAAACCCAUCCUACAAAUCGAUAUACAUUUUACAGUUAGAAUAUCCGUAAGAAACUAGCUGUACAAUACUAUCUUGAUUGCUUUGUAUAAAUAAUAGAAAAUAUGCAUUUAAAAUAAUCUUAAAUAUUUUUUGUUUGCCUAUAUUUUUAUUCUAAAUACUUUACAUGUUACUCAUACGCCGUGUCUAGCUCGAAGGCCAACACGUGUGUCGAGAUGGUUAAAAACACAUACUUACUUAGAAUAUUACGCAUAUAAACAAAGAAGGACUUGAAAUAAUAUUUUCCGUAUGCAGCUGUGCUUUUCCUGGCUUAGUUGAAUGGAGAGCCUUAAGCCACAUGCAAAUAAUUGUAAAUACGUGUGUGCAUAGGUAUAAACUUAAUUGAAUAUAAGUAUACUUAAACAUAUGUAGAAUUACACAAACACAAUUACACACACUUAGGCAUAUUUAAUACUAUUCGUUGCAUUUGCGAUUAGUUAAGCCAAUUAUGCAGGUGCUAAGUAUAAAUGAUGGCAAAUAUACAAACCCAAUGUCCUGCACAAAUGUGCUUGUGCAUGUAUUAUUGAUGUAUAUGUUUAUGUAUGUAUGUAUGUAUCUAAGAGUUGCGGAUGAUUCACAAGUAUAUCGAUAGGGUUUCGUGUGCGUGCGAUUUUACAUUUAGCUCACUUAGUUUAUAUUUGCCGCUUACGUAAGCUUAGCUAAUUAAGAAUUGAAAAAUAAAUCAAAUUUAAAUUUUAAAUUUCAAAACAAUAGAGAAUAUCAAUAAGCAAGAACAUUAAAAACGAAAAACCAAAGAAUCGACUAAAAUAUUUUAAAAUAUAUAUAAAAAUAUUAUUUAGGUAUCUACUCUUAGUGCAGAAACUAAUAUUAAAAACAUGAAAAAUAAGCAAAUUUUGCAACAACAAAACGAACGUACUCAUUUAAAUUUGUAAACCUGCUGAGCCCCUACGUUUACCGAUUUAAAUGAUUAGCAAUGUGUAUGUGUUUGUAUACGCACAUGCCCAUGCAUGUAUGUAGUUGAGUGCGCUUGUGUGAGUGCAACCAAGCUUGAGCAACUUUAAAUUCGAUGUUUCUAAAUGUUAGAAUUAAAACAAAAAAUUAAAUAACAAUAAAUAAAUAUGCUUGUAAGGAAAAAAAAAUCAAAACUGCAAAGUGUGUAUAUGUAUUUGUAUCUGUUAUGAACAAGGCUGUAAGUAACUGCUAAAUAUAUAAGUUAAAGAAAUUAAAUAUUUCAAUAAAACUACUACACACCUGCUAUAACAUUCAAUUAUUGUAUAUAUGUACGCAUAAAUAGCACAAAUUGUUAAUAAAAAAAUAAAUAAAUAUAUAAAAUAAUUGAAUUUAAGUGACGCAUUAAUGUUGCGCAACACUUCAUGUACGUUUUGUAAGCAUUUCAUAACAAUGUAGCGAAGGCGGGAUAUGGUAUGAGAUUUUAAUGCAAUGAAAUAUUUACGAAUAGCUGUUAAGUUGUUAUAAGUCUUAUUACUAUUAAUAAAAUUCAAUAUUGUGAAUGUUACGCUGAAUUGUGAAAUAAAAUUUCAAGAUUGUGUAAAUAAAUCACUUACGAAGUUGUUUUAUGUAAAGCUGAUAGCAGUGGUUACGAGGCAUUCGAAAUAAAAUUGGAUAAUAUAUAUAUAUAUUCGCACAAAUAGCAGAGGAUUUCUCCAAUACAUGAAACACAAUUUCGCAAUAGCCUGGAAUAUAAGUAUACCUACUCGUACCAGAUUGAAAUA
Messenger RNA from Anastrepha ludens (Mexican fruit fly), 8096 nucleotides. RefSeq names its product sex peptide receptor (gene SPR). NCBI's taxonomy places the organism in Eukaryota, Metazoa, Arthropoda, Insecta, Diptera, Tephritidae. The transcript has 5 exons. The record is from RefSeq and is a predicted model, not a curated record. Gene Ontology annotation, biological process: G protein-coupled receptor signaling pathway. Gene Ontology annotation, molecular function: G protein-coupled peptide receptor activity. The coding region runs from base 609 to 2048 and encodes 479 amino acids. Gene Ontology annotation, cellular component: membrane.